UUCAUUGCAAUAUAUUAUGUAUAUUAGUAAAGUUUUAAUCUUUGAAACUUAUUUAUGUCAACAACUGAACUGAAACUGAGGGCGCAUGCUCUGUAAACCGAGAAUCGAUAUACUUAAGUAAUAACCGUGUUAGGUGCCGUAGGUCACGCAAUCUUUGAAUUGUUUUUACUUUUGUUUCUGAUUAUAUUACUUAUAAUUUUUAAUAGUUGAAAUAGGACGAAGUUUCACAGUGCGUCCGUGUGCCGGCAAUACGGCCGUGGCGGACGGAGAGGGUUCUGUGGUGGCGGGGGGCGUCGGCCUCGCCGUGAGUAGUAAGGUGUACCCUAGUCCGGGGGCGGCGCGCGGCGUGUGGGCGCUGCCGCAGCCGCCCCCCUGCACGAUGGCAGCAGAGGAAGCUCUGCCGCCUUGCUCGCCCAUGUCGCCGGAUGCUCCAGCCGCGCCACCUCGUACAAUUACUAGCUACAACCAACACUCUGAUCUGCAUCAACUUAUUUUCGAAGCCGUCCGUUCUGGAGAGGUAUCAGAAAUUGAACGGCUUGUAGAAAAACUUGGCGUGGAAGUGCUAAGUGCUCGAGACCAGCAUGGCUACACUCCUGCACACUGGGCUGCACUGGAUGGCAGUGUGGCGGUUAUGCGCUAUCUCAUUGAACGAGGUGCUCCCAUCGACCUUUCUUGUUUAGGCACCCAGGGUCCCCGUCCAAUACACUGGGCUUGCCGAAAAGGUCACGCGUCAGUAGUACAAGUGCUGUUACAGUCUGGGGUUGCGGUUAACGCUGCCGACUUCAAAGGUUUGACCCCACUAAUGACGGCCUGUAUGUACGGCAAGACAGCUACGGCGGCGUAUCUGCUGGGCAUGGGAGCGGCGACCAGGCUGUCUGAUAUUAACGGAGACACUGCCCUGCACUGGGCUGCGUACAAGGGCCAUGCUGACUUAGUACGCUUGUUAAUUUAUUCAGGUGUGCCUUUACACUGCACUGACAAUUUUGGAUCGACACCACUUCAUCUAGCGUGUUUGUCGGGCAAUUUGACUUGCGUAAGAUUACUAUGUGAAAAGGUCAAAGCAGAACUGGAACCUCGUGACAAAAAUGGAAAGACGCCACUGAUGCUUGCACAGAGCCACCGGCAUAUAGAAGUUGUAAAGCUAUUGCAAAAAGAGAUGAAACGGAAGUCUCACUGGAUGCCUCCACUUUCUGAAUUGUGGGCGCUGUUAUUUGGAGGUGCUGGAGACUCGAAGGGCCCCUUACUGUUCUUUUUGAUAUCCGUCCUACUUUGGGGAUAUCCUAUGUAUGUGAUUAGAUGCAUACCAUUAACAUGGAAUACGCUACGACUUUCGCAUUACUGUUUCCUUUAUUGGAAUGCGAUCAUGUGGCUGAGCUGGGUGAUCGCAAACAGAAGAGACCCGGGUUACAUUCCACAAAACUCUGAGACAUAUUAUAGAGCCAUUCGUCAGAUUCCGUAUUACGACAAGUGGAAAAAAAGGAACGUGAUCUUAUCACGAUUAUGUCAUACUUGCCGGUGUCUGCGACCUUUGAGGGCCAAACACUGUCGGAUCUGUAAGCGUUGCGUGGCUUACUUUGACCACCACUGCCCUUUCAUCUACAAUUGUGUUGGCGUGCGCAACAGAAUGUGGUUCUUCCUGUUUGUGAUGAGCGUCGCGAUCAACUGCACCCUCUCCAUAUACUUCGCCUGCUACUGCCUCCUGCUCGAAGGCUUCGGCCUUCUGUACGUGCUGGGACUGCUGGAAGCUAUUACUUUCUGCGCUCUUGGGUGGAUUCUUACCUGCACCUCGAUUUUGCACGCAUGCAUGAAUUUAACUACGAAUGAAAUGUUCAACUAUAAAAGAUAUCCUUAUUUGAGGGAUAAGCGUGGGCGUUAUCAGAAUCCAUUCUCACGGGGCCCCAUUAUGAACUUGAUUGAAUUCUUCGUGUGCUUGCCCGACAAAUGUGAUGAACAAGAUAUUUUUCACGAAGAAAAUAUAUGAUGCGAGGUGCAAUGACGCAACGGCCUUUGUAGAACAAGGUCACACAAGCUUCUACAAAAAUAAACGAACACCCUAUUUCAAAUUGUUUUAUGCUUACUAAUAAUGGUUCACUAGUAUUUUAAAAUAUACACUUUUAAGCCUUAUGAUUGUCUAUUGUGAGUCACAAUGACUUGACAAAUCUAAUUCGAAAUAAAAUAGCCUUAUUCAUAAUUAUCAAAUAACCGGGUAACGGCAAAAGAACGGCCCAAUUUUGGUAUUAGAAAGUUCCUGCACCAGUUUCAAUACAGCCGCGCCAUUGCGCAAGUCUUUUACAAGCUGGGUAUAAUUAUUUAAACAGUCGGGCAAAUUUUAUUGCGACUAGAACACAUGUGCCUACACGCCUCAACACACGUUAUAAAAUAAAAAGAUUUACAAAUAAGUAUGUUCGUUAUGCAUUUCACUUUUAAUAAUAUUGUAUAUUUAUUAUUAAAUGGCUUGUAAUAUACAAUUUUCCUCAAGACCGGUGUUUUAUUGAUAAAGUGAAAAGAUUCUUUAUAUAUAAGUAGGUGGUAAUUUCGAGUUAUUUUGGUGUAAAUAAAAGGCAUAUUUUGUGCUACAUUAAUGUAAUUAUAAUCAAACAUUUGUUUAGAACAAAAACAAAUUAAGUAUUCGAGUAAGCUUCAUGUGUGAAAGUUAUGAAAUGUAGUCAACAUUAAAUGCUUGCAAAUGAAAUAAAAUUAUUAAUAAUAAUAUAGUUUCAAACACUCGUCAUAAUUAUUUUCUACAAUUGUUCACUUUCCGCUUACACAUACAGGAUAAAAUCUGUUUACCCUUCUAAUUAUCACAAUUCUCUUACACAUCAGUCAAAUACACGUUGUAACAGCACAUACGUAUAUAUGUAUACGCAUUAAUAAAUAACUUUCAUUCUCAUAUUUAAAUCGCGCAGGAGCGACAUAGAAGGCAGGCCAGCUGAUCCCUUCUACUUCUUUUAUAAAAUACGUUCUACACGAAAAAGUUUUAAAAUGAGUUCUAAUAAUUCGAGUCAUUUAAGUUUCGUGCAAUUCUACGUAAUUCACAGAAUAUUUUGUUCAGGUAGAUUUGUUAAUCUUUAUAAAUAUUACUACCAGAACUUCUGUAUCUGCUUUUACAACAUGAAACAAAUAUUUUAUAAAUCUUAUAUACCACAUAUUUCUUCCAUACAUAAAGUUUAGUAGCGUCUUCUAUUUGUUACAUUAUUUUACUGGGAUUUCAACUUAAUGCUUGUACUUCUUAAAAAUGCAAAAGACUAGUUAUAUAAAAAAAUAAAUUAACAUAAUAUGUGGUUUAUAAUACUGAUGUGUUGCCUUUAUCAAAUUAUUUGUAUCACAUAAAGUAGCUUGCUGACAUUUAUUUACUUGUAACUAUAGUGUAUAUGAAAUAUUUUUAAAUAGUUAACAUACUAUUUGAAACUGAAUGGGUGCUAAAAAGUGAUAAACACUUAGGUGACCUAUUAAUAAUUAUGGUGAAAAGGAAGACAUAGGGGUGUAAUUUAAGCUGCUGAAAUGACGAUAUCAAUUAAUUUGCAUGGAACAACAAGCCGAUCAAAACGAGGUCACAGCCUCGAGUUCUGUCCUAACAUAGAUGCGCCUAAGGAAGACGCCGUAAGGAAGUUAAUAGCUACUUAGUAUGCAAUGGCAAUGUGCUUCAUCUAUAAGAUCGCAAUUUAUUUAGGUGAUAAAAUGUAUGCGUCACAAGUACCUACUACUAACGUGUCUAUUUAUUUCAUAAACAGAUUCUAAAUCUAUAAAUAUUUAGUAAUCUAGUAAUAUUUAACACUUUAUUGUGGGUUUUCCACAUUGAAAUCAUUCUUUGCAAAUUAAUCAUCCUUAGGAUUAAUCCUAAUAGCAGCCUCAAUUUCUUCUUUGGGUUGGUUCUUGUCACCCCAGCCCCACAGAUGAUGCGAGCCAUCGCCAGUGCGCUUCACCCUGUUCUUGACGAUGUCAUCAGACACAGUUUUCAUGUCGUAGGCCCAGCCGAUUUUGGCAAAGAAAUUUAUGAAGGCUGUGGUGAAGUUGAGUUUGUUGUUACCGAGCUCAGCAGUUUUGUAGUCCCAGGGGAAGGUGUGGUGGUAGUUAUGGAAACCUUCACCGAGCGCGAACAUAGCUACCGACAUGUUCUCAGAGGGCUUGAUGCUUUUGUCGUAAGGUUUGUCUCCCCACUUGUGGGCAGCGGAGUUGACGAGCCACGUCACGUUCAGGAUGAAUGCGUAACGGAACAUGGCAGCCACGAAGAAAGCAUUGGUCCAGGUUUCACCCCACAGGUACACAGGAAUCAUUGUAGGCAUAACGAAGCAUGCUAGAGGCAUCAGGACCAGAUAGUAC
Messenger RNA from Spodoptera exigua (beet armyworm), 4320 nucleotides. NCBI's taxonomy places the organism in Eukaryota, Metazoa, Arthropoda, Insecta, Lepidoptera, Noctuidae. The record is from the annotation of a GenBank genome assembly.